AGUAAUUUGAUAUGGAACCUAAGAACGAUCCAGCAGACUCAGAAAGCCACCAAGAAGAUGCUCACGAGUCAAGAGAGGACGAAAACGGAACUCCGCAUGAUAGAGAAGAAAGCCAGGAAAAACAAGAAGAUUACAUGGAAGAACUCAAACAAGCUCAUGACCUAGAAGCUAAGCGGCUUAUGGAUGCCAAGGCACAGAGGAAGCAGGUAGAAAAGGAUGCUGAGUUACUAAAGAACCGUAUUGCCCUCCUCCAGAUGGAAGAGAAAAAGGCAAGGAAGAAGAUUGAUGAGACCAAGAAGAGGACCAACGAAGUUACGAUACUUAAAUAAAAGAAAUGAAGCUAAAUACAAGGAAAAAGUAUUCAAGACUAAGAAGGAGACAGAAGAAAAGACCAAACUCAAGAAAAGGAAUGUAGCCAUACGUAAUCAGAGAAAGGAAGAACAGAAGAAAAUAAAGGAAGCCCUAUUGAUAUCAAAGAAACAGGAAGCCAAGAUGGCUAAGCUACAGAAGAAGCAGAAUGACCAGAGAAGGAAGAACCAGAAGAAAAGAGUCGAGCAGGAGAAUAAGAUCAAGACCGAUAUCAUCAGACAGCAUCAUAAUAUACAGAAGAUCAAGAGAGAUGAACUCAAGAGGAAAGUAGAAAAAGAUUCUAAAAAUCAUUAUGAUAGCCGUAUUGAUGAUGAAGAAAAUGUCAGACUUAAUAAAGAGAAUGAAGUCAUGGAGCUUGAAAGAAUAGAAAUGGAGCUCAUUAAGAAGUUACAGAACACACAGCAAAUGCAAAAGGAUGCUUAUAAUGAACUAGAAGGAGCCUUAGCUAAGCCUACUCCUUAUUUAAAACCUGCAGGGGUUCAUGGGCCUGAAAUUGCCGAUGAGAAUGAUACUGAUUAAAUCCUAAAUUCUAAAUAAUGAGAGUUUAGUAUAAAA
Moneuplotes crassus is the source of this 924-nucleotide messenger RNA. Lineage: Eukaryota; Ciliophora; Spirotrichea; Euplotida; Euplotidae. The record is from the annotation of a GenBank genome assembly.